AACACAGAAAAGAUCCAGUAACUUGUGAAGUAUUCAGCUCAGAAGGUUUCACUUUGGUUUUUGCUGCUGGCUCCUCCUCCCUCACACUUAGCUUCUUGUGCAGAUCUAUUUCACUCCCAACAAUCUUCUAUUCAUUGAAUGUUUUGAAACUUAGCACUUAAGAGGAUAGUUAUGAGAGAAUGGUAAUAUGGAAGACAUCAGAAACAUUGCGGAUGAGACAUUUCCAAGUUUUUUGGCCAACUCAAUAACUAGCCAUGCUGGUGAAAUUUUGGAUAAUAUUACAAUUUCGUCAAACUUUGGUCUACCAGUUGCUGCUUCUACUGAAGCCAGACAGAGAACUAGCUCUUAUGACAGACUUUGUGAUCAAAUUUCUUAUACGGAAAGGAAAUUCUUAGCCUCUUCCAACAGUGGUGAAUCAGAUCCCGAUCCAAGAAGGAAGCUGAUACUUAACUUUCAGGAUACUGUGGAAAACCAUAAUAAAGUUACAGAAACUCACUUAGAGUUGGACCAGAAUGAAUCUAAUAUUUUACAGAGAAGACAAAGCCAAAAUUGCACUGAUACCUGCUCAGGUAACAGUCAGGAUAUUCUGCAUGAAAAGCUUUCACUUGAACACCAGGAAGAUUUGACAACUAUAACAUUUGCUGCACUGGGGAAAGACAGUGAAGGCCACAAGGUUGCUUCAUUGGAAUCCGGUCAGAACUGGAUAACAAGUGAAAUGGGUGACAAUGCUGCUGUGACUGGUUUUUCCAGAUUUAUAGAAAAUGAAAAACUAUUGAGCUUUACAAGUCUAGAAGAACAUUCUACAGAUGAUGAUCUUGGAGAUGAAGAGUUCUGUGAUGAGCAGUUGGAGGCCUAUUUUGAGCAACUGGUAUUGCCAGAAAUGGAAGAUAUAGAAGAACGUGAGCUUGGUGAAUAUAUUGAAGAUGUGGAAUUACCUACUAAUCAGGAAAAAUUCCAGAUUCCAAGUGUUUGCCGUGCAACUGCAGGAACUGAUUCUCCUGUUCCUAGUGAUAAGGAAUCAUAUGAUCUUAAGGGAGCUGGGCACAAGUUCAUCCAUCCAAUGACAGCAAGGCAAGAGGAAGAGGAGUGCUGUAAAUCUAGUCUUAAAUCUGGGCACAGUGGUAGUUCGGAUAAAUCUCAUGUUGGAAUAAUAGGUGAUGCCUCUGAAGUACACAGUAGAACAUUGGAUUCUCAACAUACUACUUCAGAUGUAAAAGUUCAUUUUGACAGUGGUGGGGAACCUUUCAAGAUUAAUAUAGUCGAUAAUAGCAGAAAUGAAAGUGAAGGACCCAUUGCAAAACAGACCACAGACAACUCUUAUUAUACGGAUGUCACGAAUGUAACCAACUCAGAACUUAAGCUGGAUUCCCUCUACUUUAAAUGUACUGAUGACAAGGCUGCUUCUGAGAUUCAGCAUGUAGAACGGCAAAGCCAAUUUUCUCAUCUGUGUCAAAUUGCUAAUGAAAGUUAUAUUCCUCUGGCUGAUGUGUACCCAUCCCCAAGGUCUUGCAGAAGUUCUAAGCAAUACCAGUGUACAACGGAAGAGAUCCCACCACAUAAUGUUGUAUAUCAAAAUGAAGAGGGCAGAUGGGUGACAGAUCUUGCAUACUACACCUCAUUUAAUGAAGAGCAAGCAUUUAACCUCUCAAGUGUAAGUGGAGAUUUCAUAACUGGAACUGAUGCAAUUGCUAUGUUUGUACAAGAUCAAGAAGAAUUUGAGAGGGAGCACAAGUUUAUGCAGGAAGAGAAAAUGGACCCACAAAAUACUUCUGCUUUAGGAGAUUCAUCAUGGAAAUCAGUUAACAGCUACAAUCCCCUAAAAGUUUCAGAAACUGAAUUUAGCAAAGAUGCUAGCUUUUUACGGCUCUCUCUGGGAGAGUUCUUUGGUCAGAGAUCUGAAGCUCUCGGAUGCCUUGGAGGAGGUGGUGAUGUGAAAAGGCCAUCUUUUGGUUACUAUAUUACUUCUCCAGAGAAGAGACAGCCUGUUCCUUUGUUAAGGCAAUCUGAUGUAUCUAGAGCAAAUUCUGAUGAACCGAACUUGCAGAUUUCUGACCCUCUUCAAGAAGAGAGCCUUAAAGAAGAAUCUCACACUGAAUCCACUACUUUUACUCAUGGCGAAAUGGGCACACAAACCAGAGAGAACAGGAGUGAGAAAGUUGAAGAAACAAAAGUUAAAAGUGAACAUAAUGACCUAGACCCUUCUCUUCUGAGUAUCAGCACAAUUGCAUCUGCUAUUGCGGAUGCUUCUCUUAGUGCUGAACCUUCACAGCUAGCUGCUUUGAUGAUGAAACUUUCUAAUAAACAUAAGGAAAAAACUAAUAUUCAGGAAAUGGGCAGACUCCCAGACUUGUCUGUUAUCAGUCAGCUACUAUCCAGCAAUGUAGAAGAUAACACAUUUGACAUAGAAAAGUAUCUCAGAAGAACUGACGUUGGGAACAACAAUGAACCUGAAAGUAUCGUUAAGCAUGAAGAAACUGCCACAGACUGUCACAGAUCUUUGUACAAGCAGGAAAGUGAAAUGGGUAAUGCAGAUCUGUUAAAUUUCUACAUCCAGUAUGGAAAAAAUAAGCAGCAUCUUGAAAAGAUCUAUGAAGAAAAUGAUUCCAGUAAUUUACCUUACGAUAUAAGUUCUUCAGAGCAGAAAAGGAAAACAGAAUGUAUAGAUGCAUCAUCUAACAUAAAUGAACAUUUUCAGUCAAAGAUGCAGGCAUCUACUGUACCAGGUUUAAAAAAGAAGCUAUCUGAAACAUCCUUGAAUGAAAAUGUAACGACAUCUUCCACUUAUUCUAAAUUGGAAGGAAGAGCUAAUAAGAACACUCUGCCCUUCAAUUCAAAAUCUGUUCCAGUGUUGAUUUCCCCUCUUGCUAUAUGUCCUGAAAAAGAAAAAGCUACCUGCCAAGUUAAUAACCAAAAUGAGCAAGAUAGAAGAAUCCUGAAAGAGAAUGCUACAUGCAACAGUGAAAAUCAUGUGACCUUUGAAAAUGCAGUCCUUGAUAACCAGGAAAUUCCUGAAGAAGCUGUUAUAGGAACUGAACAGAAGCUUGCAACUGCUAUGCAGCUUUCAGAUGAUGAACAAUGCAGUUUCAGACCUUCAACUUCUCCUCUUAUUCAUUCAUCUCCAAGUGAAGCAUCUGGAACUUCUCUUUCAGGAUCUGAUUUUCCUUGUACAACACUUAAUUGUAAGAAGAUUUUUUGCGAUGAUUCUGCACUACCUCAGUCAAUAUAUUCAGAUCCUAGUUUGGAACGAUUAACCUUUGUUUCUGCCACUGAAAAUACUCUUAAAAAUCUUGCUUUGUCUACUCCAGAGAGAUAUCAAAGUAAUCGCGCCAGUGAGUUGAGCACAACAGUAGUUUGGACCAGUCCAACUUCAUUAUUGGAACAGGAAACUGGAAAAUGUAUUGCUUUGCAAAAUAGGCAAUAUCCAUCACUGAGCACUAGUGCAGGAAGCCAUGAUAAGAAGCAAGAAAUAAAUGAAUCGGCCACGCUUGCUAGACAACAUGAAGACCAGAAAUCAACUGGAGAGUUUCUACUGGAAAGUGAAGAUCCAUCUGCAAUUAAUUGUCAAAACAAUAAUGAGCGGUGUCAGGUUGAUACCCCUAAAACGCAACAUGAGUUGACACAUGCAACAAAUGGACUAGGCUUAUCCUCUCUAAAACAUGCAGUUUCUUCUAACAGUAUAGAUGGCUGUAAUUCAGGAAAUCAAAGCAAAGCACAGGUCAAAACUCAUUGUACUGCUUCACAGGUUCCAGAGAUAUCUGCUGCACUUCCUACAUUGCUAACAGGUUGUUCUCUUAGCACAACUCCAUUUGCCCAACAAUAUCUUGGAACCUUGUCAUCUCAAGCAAACAUUGCUUUGCCUCAGUAUCAUGUUGGUUGCCCUCCAGUUUUUGGUGUUCCAGCAGGACUGAUAUAUUCUAGCAUCCCUAUGGGUCAUAUUCAAAACUCACUGACUGCUAGAAUGACUGUAGGUUCAGAUGUUGGGUCAGGAAUGUCCAGUACUACUCCACAUUGCAAUUUCACAUCCAAUCAGAAUAUCUUCAGUAGUGGAUCAUACGCAGGACAAGCAGCUGGUCCUGGCAACCCUGGAGAAUGGGGGGACUCUGUGCCAUUUGGCUUUGUACAUGUGAAAGUCCCAGAAGAAGUAAAAUUCCCUGGUGCUUGUUGUGUGGGACUGACAUCACACACAGUUCUUAGCAUUUUUAAUCCAUCUGAACGGUGGUUACAAGUCAGCAUUCAUCUCCUUGGUAUUAUGCUUGAUGGUCUAAAGAUGGACAUUUCAAAGCACAGAUGCCUGCUGUUUAAGAACAAAACUGUCAUAGGACCUUGUGCUACAGAAGAACUGAAAAUCCUAUUUUUACCUUGUCAAGCAGGAGUCUUCCAGUGUAUACUUAGUGUUGCUGCUUGGCCAUUUUCUGCAGAUGCAGAUGCAAUAAUCCAGGCAGAGGCUUUAGCUUCUCGAGUAAUUGUGAAUGCUGUUGCUGAAAAUCCUGAUAUAGAGGUGGAAGCAGGAAAGGCAAACCAUCUCGACUUUGGUGAUUUGCCAUCUGGCAGCUGGAAAGCUCUCCCACUGAAACUAACUAACAAGACUCAUGCUAGAGUACCAAUAAGACUUGUUAUUCAUGCGAAUGCUAUAGCAUGGCGCUGCUUCACGUUUUCCAAGGAACCAAUUGGAAAUACACUCCCUGCUUACAACAUCUCCCAGCUAGCAGCUCCUUCGGUGAUAUCCCAUGUAAUGAAUGCAUGCUGUGAUGGGCAAGAUCCUGAAGUUCUAGUUGUUUGGGUCCAGUUCCGGGCACCAAGCAAAUGCACCUCUUCAGAUUCUUUGGGCCCACCAGAUGAGUACUUUGCAAGAAUUGAUGUGGAAGUUGAUUGUCCAGAGCCUGGUAAUGUUUUAAGAAAUGUUCCUCUGAGUGCAAGAUCUGGAACUCCUAGGGUAUAUGCUCCAAAGGGCCUUCAGACAUUAUAUAUGUCUGCAAAGAUGGGAUCAUCAGUGAGACAGCAGUUACCAUUAAAGAAUGCUGGGAAUAUUAAAGUUGAUUUAAAGAUUAUGACACUCGAGCCUGGUAACUCCAUUUCUGUCAAGCCUGAGCAUCUGAUCCUUAAACCUGAGGAAGAACAAGAAGUGACAGUUGAGUUUUGUCCAAAGGACUACAGAAAUGUGGAGAGUGUUGUGAAAAUAUUGGUACUGCCAUCUGGACCAGAGUAUAAAGUGACUGUGAAAGGUGACGUGUCUGUUGAGGAGAGCAGACAUUCAGUACAAAAAUGCCCAAGUUCAGAUGUUCCCCCCAUUCUUGCCAACAAGCAGCUUCUGGCGUGGGGAGGGGUACAGCUUGGCAGAACAGUUCAACAGAAACUAAUUCUGAGAAAUGGCUCUCCAUCUACUACUCAACAGUUACGAAUGCUGAUAAGAGGUCAAGAUCAGGACUGUUUUCAAUUGAAACUUGGAGAUCAUAUGUAUAAUAACUGUGAAAUCAAGAUCCGACCAAAACAUGAUUAUAGUGUUUGUCUAACAUUCUCACCAUCUCGCUUAGCUUGCAUGUUUGCAAAGCUCGAAAUGAAACAGCUAGGUCUUCUAUCUCAACUAGGAAUCAAGUUCACUAUACCAUUGUAUGGAUAUGGGGGGAAAAGCAAUGUGAUAUUGGAAGAUGUUAAAAAACAAUCUAACGGAUACGUUGUAGAAUUGUGUGAGCCAUCAUCUGGUAAAUCAAGCCAAGCGUCUUUCUCAGUACACAAUACAGGGUAUCGGGCUGCAUUUGUGAAAGUACUUUGCUAUAAGAACUUCUGUGAAAAAAUUACUAUGGAUCCAAAUGUGCUGAGAAUUUUUCCAGAUAAGUUUGUCCUUAAGGAAAGUUCACAGCAGAAAGUUACAAUAACAUAUAAUUCCACUGAGGAACAAAAUAAUUCAUUGGUAUUGUCCACAAUAUGCUUCUUCUAUGGGGAUGAAAUUUCAAGACAGCAGUAUCGUAGAGCUAUGCAACAUAAUCCAGAGCAAGUGCAAAAAAUACUACCUGCUAAUAAUCCAGUGAUUGAUGUAAAAUUUGAUGAAGAAUUACCAGGGGAAGAGCUGGUGACAGAAGUGUAUGAUCUUCCAGAACAGCCAAAUGAUCUUCAGUGUUUUUUCACAAACAUGCGAAGGAUUUUUCUUUCUGUUGUUUAUGCCUCCACUAGUACUGUUUCAGAUGCCAAGCCAGCAUUAGUACAUCAUGUAGCAUUGCAGAGAUCUAGUAUUCCUGAGAAACCUAGCAUGACUCUGGAUGUACUACCUGUUAAAGGACCUGUAGGCUGUGCAUUGUCUUCAAAAGCCAGUGGUCUGGAUGAAAUUAGGCUUGUUUCUCAGGACACCUGGUCUCUUCAACCCGAAUUUCUGAUUUUCACAGCUCCUUCUCAGAGCGGAACAACAGUUACUAAAUAUGCACAAAUCACUAACAACUCAAACAGGUCACUGAAAUUUGAGCUAUCGUGGCCUGCUCACUGUCUUACGAUAACACCUCAGCUUGGAGAUAUUGAACCUGGAGCCAGCAUUUCAAUUCAUGUGAGUCCAAAUCCUUCACUCGCAGAAAAUAAAUCUGUAUUUCCAUGGAGUGGCCUUAUUUACAUACAUUGCGAUGAGAGACAAAAACUUAUUAAAGUGCAAAUUCGGGAAAAUACCUCUGAGAAGCCAUCUGGAAAGGACUUGCCAGUUGCCAAAGAGGCUGCUCAUGAUCAACAUCCUGAACUUCCUGUCAUUCACAUACGGCCGCUUCAAAAGCCACCUUCAACGAAACUUGAAAUAAAGAAUCGAACUGUGUUUUUUCCUGAGACAGGAUCUGGUAAAAGUUCAGAGAAAUAUAUAGAGAUAGAAAAUAAUGGAGAUGAAAAUGUGAAAUGGAUUUUGUCUUCUUUUGCACCAACCUAUGUCAAGGAUGUUGAUGAAAGUGGAGAAGUUUAUAGAGCUACAUAUACAACUUUCCAGUGUUCAUGUCUUUCUGGUACUCUUGAAGCUCAUGGGAAACAAAAAGUUAAAGUUACCUUUUUGCCUAGAGAUAGAGGGCAGUAUUCUCAGUUCUGGGAUCUUGAGUGUCAUCCCAUUCAUCAUUCUCACGUGAAAGACAAGCACAGACUCCAAUUUUGUGGAAUGGGUAUCCUACAAAAUGAAGCUUUAAAAGAGGAAGGUUCCAAAGCUGCCUUAGUAAAAAUUAGGGUUCAAGAUGUGUCCCAAAGAAGAGAUUACUCUGACAUUUUUGAGCACAAAAUCUGGAAAGGGGUAUGUGCCCAAGAAGAUGUUUAUACGUUUCCUCCAACUAGGAUUGGUGAAUCAAGCACACUGAAAAUCUGCGUGAGGAAUUAUUCUACCUCUCCAAAUCGGCUGAAAUUUAGAAGUCCCAGAGAGCCUUUUUACAUCAAGCAUUUCCAUUAUAAUUUGAGAUGUUACCACUACUGCAAUUUACCAGUCCAGUUCAAACCAAUGUCAUCUGGCACUUUCAAAGGUGUAUUGGUGGUAGAGACAGACAAAAGUGGUACUCUUACCAUUCAGCUGCUUGGUGAGGGUUUGUCAGAACAGUAAUUAAGAACUGCUGUUCACAGUGCAUGCUAAAUUUACAUCUAAUUUAUUGGAUGACAGGUUCCUUUUUUGUACUUUAAAAUUAUUUUAUAGGAAAAUGUGUGUUUGUAUUUUUUUAAUAAAAUAAUUUUGUCAUCAUGCAACUUACACUACUGCACUUUGGCUGAUGGGAAGCAGCAAUGUGUCUUACUUUUUUCUUCACAAAUAAUAAUUGUAUAUGUUAAAACAUGAUUUAACUUUAAAAUAAAGUUUUCCUUAAAUUCUUGCCUACUUUGCAAUGCCUUCUACUAAACUCUGUACCUUACCUGUUUCUGUUUGGCUUCAGAUUUGAGGCAGAAAAUCAAAACAGAUGUUCUUAGAAUGUUGGGUGAUCUUGGCAUUUGUUUUGUAUUUUUACUUGAGUAUUCUGCUGUCAUGGAUACAGUUCAAAUAAUACGUUUACCCCAAUAUUAAGUUUAAAAUAACUUUGUUAUUUACAUUCCCUAAGUAACAAAAUCCUCUUCUUCAUUAUACAGCUAAUAUGUGAGCAGUUGUUAACUUCAAUAAUGUCAUCACUGGCUGAGUAUGAU
Molecule: messenger RNA, 8109 nt
Organism: Varanus komodoensis (Komodo dragon)
Lineage: Eukaryota; Metazoa; Chordata; Lepidosauria; Squamata; Varanidae
Gene: CEP192
Product: centrosomal protein 192
Exons: 47
Coding region: 188-7543 (2451 amino acids)
Biological process (GO): centrosome duplication; mitotic spindle assembly; centriole replication
Cellular component (GO): pericentriolar material; centriole; cytoplasm
Molecular function (GO): protein kinase binding
Source: RefSeq, a predicted model, not a curated record